GCCGAAGAGGCUGGGCGGGGUUCCGUGGAGGCUGCAAGGGACCCGGAGCCCAGGACUGGGACCGCGGGGCGGUUUUUAUAUUUUUAGGAGAGACGGGGUUUCACCAUGUUGGCUAGGAUGGUCUCGAUCUCUUGACCUUGUGAUCCGCCUGCCUUGGCCUCCCAAAGUGCUGGGAUUACAGGCCCAGUUUCUUUUAACUGCAAAACAGGGAUGAUAUAAUACUUUUAUCUAUCUUGUGAGGCGAGGAUGAAGAUUAAAUAAGGUAGUUUGUGUAAAGCACUUAGAACCGAGCUAGCUAUUAAUAGUAGAGAAUCUUGGCAGGUACUACUGAUGAUUACUGCAGUAGACCACAAGCUCCAUACAGGCAGGGGUCAUUUCCGUUUGUUUAGAUUUGUAUGCAGGGUGCUUGGCACAAGGGUUGUGCUCAGGAAAUACUUGUUGGAUGAAUGAAUGAAGUGGAGAUAAUAGUAAUACCAUGUUUAUAGAAUUCCAUGAGGAUAUAAAAUAAUGCAAGUAUGUAAGCUCUUGGUAGAGUGUCUAGCACAUAGUAGGUGGUCAAUAAAUAUUCAGUGACUGAAUGAGUAAAGUGGGGACAAUAGUAAUACCCGCUCAUGAGGUUGUCGUAGGGAUAUAAGGCAACCCUGUAGUACCUUGUAGAAUGCCUAGCACAUAGUAGGGGCUCAGAAAAUAUUUGUUGAAUGAAUGAGUGAAGUAGGGAUGACGUUAACACCAGCUCCUAGGGUUGUUGCGGGGAUAGAAGAUAAGACAGGUCUAUAGCAUGUUGUAUUGUGGUUGUACAUGGUAGACACUCCGUUGAUCGAAACUGGAAGAGCUGCCAUGAGUUUCUUUCUCCUGGGGAUUAGGAGAGGGUCCUUUUGGGGUGCAGAAUGGUGUGGAGCUGACGCUAGUCCUCUGGAAGGAAGAGUGAGCAGCUGACUACUUGCUAAGCUCUGACCGGGAUGAAAAGUCGAAUCGUUCCUUUCUCUCUUCCUCCCAAACCUGUGCUUCUUUCCACUACAAUCCUUGCCCGUAGUCCAGCGCCUCCUUCCUGUCCAGGAUCACCUUCUGGUGGAUCACAGGGUUGAUUGUCCGGGGCUACCGCCAGCCCCUGGAGGGCAGCGACCUCUGGUCCUUAAACAAGGAGGACACGUCGGAACAAGUCGUGCCUGUUUUGGUAAAGAACUAGAAGAAGGAAUGUGCCAAGACUAGGAAGCAGCCGGUGAAGGUCGUGUACUCCUCCAAGGAUCCUGCCCAGCCGAAAGAGAGUUCCAAGGUGGAUGCGAAUGAGGAGGUGGAGGCUUUGAUUGUCAAGUCCCCACAGGAGUGGAACCCCUCCCUGUUUAAGGUGUUAUACAAGACCUUUGGGCCCUACUUCCUCAUGAGCUUCUUCUUUAAGGCCAUCCACCACCUGAUGAUGUUUUCCGGGCGGCAGAUCUUAAAGUUGCUCAUCAAGUUUGUGAAUGACACGAAGGCCCCAGACUGGCAGGGCUACUUCUACACCGUGCUGCUGUUCAUCACUGCCUGCCUGCAGACCCUCGUGCUGCACCAGUACUUCCACAUCUGCUUCGUCAGUGGCAUGAGGAUCAAGACCGCUGUCAUUGGGGCUGUCUAUCGGAAGGCCCUGGUGAUCACCAAUUCAGCCAGAAAAUCCUCCAUGGUCGGGGAGAUCAUCAACCUCAUGUCUGUGGACGCUCAGAGGUUCAUGGACUUGGCCACGUACAUUAACAUGAUCUGGUCAGCCCCCCUGCAAGUCAUCCUUGCUGUCUACCUCCUGUGGCUGAACCUGGGCCCUUCUGUCUUCGCUGGAGUGGCGGUGAUGGUCCUCAUGGUGCCCGUCAAUGCUGUGAUGGCGAUGAAGACCAAGAUGUAUCAGGUGGCCCACAUGAAGAGCAAAGACAAUCGGAUCAAGCUGAUGAACGAAAUUCUCAAUGGGAUCAAAGUACUAAAGCUUUAUGCCUGGGAGCUGGCAUUCAAGGACAAGGUGCUGGCCAUCAGGCAGGAGGAGCUGAAGGUGCUGAAGAAGUCUGCCUACCUGUCAGCCGUGGGCACCUUCACCUGGGUCUGCACGCCCUUCCUGGUGGCCCUGUGCACAUUUGCCGUCUACGUGACCAUUGACAAGAACAACAUCCUGGAUGCCCAGACAGCCUUCGUGUCUUUGGCCUUGUUCAACAUCCUCCGGUUUCCCCUGAACAUUCUCCCCAUGGUCAUCAGCAGCAUCGUGCAGGCGAGUGUCUCCCUCAAACGCCUGAGGAUCUUUUCUCCCAUGAGGAGCUGGAACCUGACAGCAUCGAGCGACGGCCUGUCAAAGACGGUGUGUGUGUGUUCGGUCCUCGUUUCUGGAAGUGGCCGCCUUCCCAUCUCUCCACUGGGUCCUCCCUACUUGCAUUUCUUUGCCUUGGCUGCCCUCAGGCGGGGGCAUGAACAGCAUCACCGUGAGGAAUGCCACAUUCACCUGGGCCAGGGGCGACCCUCCCACGCUGAAUGGACGCGGAUCUUGGUCAUGCACAGCAUGAGCUACUUGCCACAGGUGGAUGUCAUCAUCGUCAUGAGUGGCGGCAAGAUCUCUGAGAUGGGCUCCUACCAGGAGCUGCUGGCCCAAGAUGGCGCCUUCGCUGAGUUCCUGCGUACCUGUGCCAGCACAGAGCAGGAGCAGGACCCAGAGGAGAACGGCUCAUAGGCGGAAGGACUUGCGUUGUCUCAGAUGAGACUUUGGACUGUAGACUUUUGGGUUAAUGCUGAAAUGAGGUGAGACUUUGGAGAACUGUUGGAAAGGCAUGAUUGGUUUUGAAAUGUGAGGACAUGAAAUUUGGGAGGGGCCUGGGGCAGAAUGAUAUGAUUUGGCUGCGUCCCCACCCAAAUCUCAACUUGAACUGUAUCUCCCAGAAUUCCCACGUGUUGUGGGAGGGACCCAGGGGGAGGUAAUUGAAUCAUGGGGCCAGUAUUUUUCAUGAUAUUCUCGUGAUAGUGAAUAAGUCUCAUGAGAUCUGAUGGGUUUAUCAGGGGUUUCUACUUUUGCUUCUUCCUCAUUCUCUCUUGCCCACUGCCCUGUAAGAAGUGCCUUUCACCCUCUACCAUGAUUGUGAGACCUUCCCUGGCCACGUGGACUCUAAGUCCAAUUAAACCUCUUUCUUUUGUAAAUUGCCCAGUCUUGGGUAUGUCUUUAUCAGUACCAAAUGGACUAAUACACCAUCCCUCAACCAACAUGAGGCCACAGCCUUCGCACCUCAAAAUCACCAAGCCCAGCCUCCAGUUACCAAAACUGAUUAAUCAGACAAGGAAGAUCUUAAGCUCCACACUCUUCAUCCAUAUCAUGGGACUACCACAGGAAACAUUGCCUGGUUCGGGUCACACAAGCAUGCCUUUGCCCCAAUUUUGACGUAAGAGCACCGAUGAUUUUCUUCUUCUGUUCUGACUCUCAGGCCUUUUUUUGGACAGUGGUGCUGACUCCAUCCCCUGCUCCCAUUGGUUGAAUGUGACUCAGGCUGGACCAAUCAGAGCCUUGCAUUCCCCUGGCCAUAGUGAUUGGUUCCAGAUCAAGCCACACCUAAAUCCAUGCCCUAAACUCUUCUGUCACUUGAGCUUAUACAUUUCCUCUUUGCUUAAGCAGUUUUGGGUUGGGUUUGCUGUCGCGUGCAACCAUAACAGCGCUGAAGAUUUAUCCGCACAGAGCCUGGUGCCUGUGAGGGUGUGCCCGUAUAAGGCCAGCUGCCAAGAAGACACGAGCCUAGCAUCCAGCCUUGAGUUUGUAUGCAACUGCGUUGACUGGAGACUUCUGAUGAGAGAAGAGGCCUCUAGGAGACAGGCUAGGGUGGGAAGCGUUACGACAGGGUAGGUCUGUGAGGUGCCAUCAGCAGCCUCCAAACCUGCCCCAGAGCCACCAGUCUGCCUCUGCGGGCCUCUCUCUGACUCCCUUCCAAUCUCUGCCCUUUCUGCAGCUGUCUUCCCUCCAUUGUCAUAAAUACAAUCGUGUAGCCAAGUAAGUCCAGACUAAGCCAGCUCUUUCUCAUCCAUACCCAGGGCUCUGCAAUCUGCUUUCUUCUCCUUCUCCCUUUGCAGCCCAUAAUUGUGAUGAUCUUCCCCACACACCAAAGUCCACUGCUGUCUCAGAACCUCACCCCAGACCCUCUGGAGCCCUUGCCUUAACAGUCAGCCCCUCACUGACCACCCUUAGCUGAGGCUGAGGAUCCCUGACACAUAGCAGUUCUCCACUCUGGUGGUGCCCUAGAAUCACUUGAAAAGGUUGGACAAAACACUGAGGCCUGGCCAGGUGCAGUGGCUCAUGCCUGUAAUCCCAGCACUUUGGGAGGCCGAGGUGGUUGGAUCACGAGAUCAGGAGAUCAAGACCAUCCUGGCUAACACGGUGAAACUCCGUCUCUACUAAAAAUACAAAAAAUUAGCCGGGUGUGGUGGCAGGCGCCUGUAGUUCCAGCUACUCGGGAGGCUGAGGCAGGAGAAUGGCGUGAACCCGGCAGGCAGAGCUUGCAGUGAGCCAAGAUCAUGCCACUGCACUCCAGCCUGGGCAACAGAGCGAGACUCUGUCUCAAAAACAAAAACAAACAACAACAACAAAAAAAAACACUGAGGCCUGGGCCCCAUUUGCAGCUCUUCUGAUUUAAUGCUCAUGAGUAGGGCCCAGGCAACACGAUUUUGUAAAAUUCCCCAGAUGAUUCUAAGGUGCAGGAUCAACCUAAGGUCACCUAAGGUGUUGAUCUUUGCAUCAGUUUUCCUAGUAGCUCCAAAUGGGAGACAAAAUAAAUAUUCAUCAACAGUAGAAUUGCUAAAUAAAUUGUGAUCUCAUCAUACAAAAUAAUUCUAUAAAACAUAGAGAAUAACACCGAAAUGCAACAAAUUAAUGAAUCUCAAGUUUAAGAAAGAAGUUUAAGAAAAAGAAUUGAAACACACAAAUGUUAUAUUACAGUGUUUUAUUUAUAUAAAUUGCAAACUCCAUUAAUUAGUAUUAGAAGUUAGAAUGUUGAAUAAUAUUUUAGGAAGGUAAUGGUUAGGAAACUUAAAAAUAACCAGGAUAAGAUACAGGAAGAAUUGCAAUGAAGGAGAGAAAUUAUGAGUUUUUUUCAUGAAGAAGAGAAUUAUAUAUGUAUUUUUUAAUAUUUUAACGUGUAAGGAAAGACGUUUGAAAUAGAUAAAUUCAAUUUUAUGCCUAAUUUUUCAAAUGUGUAUAUAUAUAAUUUAUGAUAAGUUAAUAUCAAUCAACAUUAAGACAUAAACAUGCUUUUUUGUUAUUAUACUUUAAGUUCUGGGGUACAUGUGCAGAAUGUGCAGGUUUUUUACAUAGGUAUACAUGUGCCAUGGUGGUUUGCUUCACCCCUCAACCCGUCAUCUACAUUAGGUAUUUAUCCUAAUGCUAUCCCUCCCCUGGCUCCCCACCCCCCGACAGGCCCCGGUGUGUGAUAUUCCCCUACCUGUGUCCAUGUGUUCUCAUUUUUCAACUUCCACUUGUGAGUGAGAACAUGCAGCGUUUGAUUUUCUGUUCUUGUGUUAGUUUGCUGAGAAUGAGGGCUUCCAGCUUUAUCCACGUCCCUGCAAAAAACCAUGAACUCAUUCUUUUUAUGGCUGCAUAGUAUUCCAUGGUGUAUAUGUGCCACAUAUUUUUUUUUAACAGUCUGUGAAGAGAUUCACAGAAUAUUACAUUUAAAGACCUGUAUUUACCUCCUCAUCUCUCCUGUGUAACACAAUCUUAAACUACAAAGGAAAAGACAAGGAAUGUCAUUGCCCUUGGGACAUUGGUAAAACUAAUUGAACUUUGGAAAUGGGAAAAGAAAAAAGAGGAAAAAAAAUAUGUGGAGUAUUUAGACCUACAUCUGAAGGUGGGACAGGAUCAUUAAGAAGGUUCCAGCCAGGCGCGGUGGCUGAUGCCUGUAAUCCCAGCAUUUUGGGAGGCUGAGGCAGGCGGAUCACCAGGUCUGGAGAUUGAGACCAUCUUGGCUUUCGUCUCUACUAAAAAUAUAUAAAAAAAAAUUAACUGGGCAUGGUGGCUGGUGCCUGUAGUUCCAGCUAACUCGGGAGGCUGAGGCAGGAGAAUGGCGUGAAUCCGGGAGGUGGAGUUUGCAGUAAGCCAAGAUCGUGCCACUGCACUCCAGCCUGGGCAUCAGAGCGAGACUCCAUCAAAACAAAACAAAAAAAAAGAUUCCAACCAUGAAGACCCAGAAACAGUGUCAACCUAUGACUGAGCUUCAUGAGAAUGACACAGAAUCCUUCUCCAUCCCCACCCCCAACUAGGCUCACAAGUGUUGAGUAACAGGUCAAAGCAAUGUCUUCUGGGGGACUGAACAGAAUUUGGAAGGAAACUUAAAUGGGAGGAUACAGCAGAUAAUUGAGAAAUACUGCUGAACCAGUCCAACCUGAAACAGAAAGUAAUGCUAGAUGAGCAUGAAACUUAUGGUGCCCUGGAAAUAACUCUUAAGAGGAAAAAGUCCCAAAACCAAAUCAACUCCUGACUAGAUUGAUUCAACCUCCUCCCCCAAAACACACACAUACAGCCUAGUAAAAGGGAACACAGGUGGGUUUUGCUUUCUAUAUUAGUCUACUCUACAUAGUUCACUUUUUGAGUAAAACUUACCAGACAUGUAUAGAAACAGAAAAGAUACAUAAAGGAAACACUGUUAAGAGACUAAGCAAUAAAUAAAGCCAGAUUCAAUGUGGCAGAGGUGUUGGAAUUAUCUUUCAAGUAGAUCUUAUGCGUACUGUUCUAGAGGCCCUUAGUAGGGUAUAAAGCCCCUUUUUUAUUAUACGUACAUGACAAGAGUGUCAUGUAUCCUCUUAUAUAAAAGAUAUUUCCAAUUCACAUUCAUCUCCACACUGGCAGUUGCAUUUUUUGACACUUUACAAAUAUUAGUCCACUGUCUUAUACUUACAUUUAUGAUUUAUGAUCGUGGAGCAGUCUGUUGUCAUUCUAGGAAGUGUUCCCUCACAAUGAAACAGUUUAUUUUGGCUGCUUUUAAGAGAUUCUUCAUCUUUGGUGGUGGUUUCAAACUUAAAAUAUCAUAAUGAAUCACCCACCAAAGACAGAGAAAUACUAAAAAUCAGCCAAAAUAUAUUGUUUUGCACAUUCAAAACAAAGUAAAUUUAUGUUUUCCACAUCCAAAAUGGGGAUUGUUUGGCUUCCUGAAUUCAAUAAUGUGUUUAUUUACUCUGAAAAAAUUAUCAAACAUUAUAUCCUACUCUCCUCACCUUCUCCACUUAGCUCCACUUUGUGCUACAGUCAGUCAUACAUUAUGCUGUUUAUAAAGGACAUACGUGAUACUCUCAUCCUCCAUAUGUCACUAUUACUCUCCUAGUUUACCUCUAUUUGUCUGUCUGUGAAGCCCUCAUGACAGUUUUUUACAUCUAUUAUCCAAUUCACAUUUUCUGCAGCUUCAUUUAAGUUGCUAAGCAAAGUUUUCACUAAACAGCAAAUUUUACUUAUUUCACUUUUUAUUAAUAUAAAUUAUAAUUUUGGUCGGGCGCGGUGGCUUACGCCUGUAAUCCCAGCACUUUGGGAGGCCGAGGGGGGCGGAUCACGAGGUCAGGAGAUCGAGACCAUCCUGGCUAACACAGUGAAACCCCGUCUCUACUAAAAAUACAAAAAAUUAGACGGGCGCCGUGGCGGGCGCCUAUAGUCCCAGCUACUUGGGAGGCUGAGGCAGGAGAAUGGCGUGAACCCGGGAGGCGGAGCUUGCAGUGAGCCGAGAUGGCGCCACCGCAGUCCGGCCUGGGCGAAAGAGCGAGACUCCGUCGCAAAAAAAAAAAAAAAAAAAAAAAAAAAAAAAAAUAUAUAUAUAUAUAUAUAUAUAUAUAUAUAAACUAUAAUUUUUAUUCUUCAAUGACUGGAAAAUGUGAAAAAAGUCAUGUAUAUAUUUUAUAUAUUUACAUAUGUAUGUGUUAUAUAGACAUACACAAAAUUGCUAUUGGUAACGGUGGUUUUCAUAGGAGCCUACAGCUACUGGAGAUUUCAUUUUUCCUUAAAGAUAUUAUAUUUCCUUAAAAAUAUUGUCUUAAAGAUAUUCUAUUUCUUAAUUUGUAAUAAAGAUAAUUCUUAUGCUUUUAUUAAAAACAUAAAUUAAUAUGCUGGGUGCAGUGGCUCACGUCUGUAAUUUCAGCUCUUUGAGAAAAUGAGGCAAAACGAUCACUUAAGCCUAGCAGUUUAAGGCUGCAGUGAGCUGUGAUUCCACCACCACACUCCAGCCUGGACUACAGAGCCAGAAUAUAUAUAUAUAUAUAUAUAUAUAUAUAUAUAUAUAUAUAUGCAUUGACAGUGAUAUAUAUAUAUGCCUUGACAGUAAUAUAUAUAUAUAUAUGCAUUGACAGUAAUACAUUAAUACAUUAAAACCUAGAUCAAGUCUUAAAAGCAACAGCAAAGUGCAUUUCCAGUCUAGUUCAGUGACUAUUAGAAUUAAAGCCAACUGGCCGGGCGCAGUGGCUCACGCUUGUAAUCCCAGCACUUUGGGAGGCCGAGGCUGGCGCAUCACGAGGUCAGGAGAUCGAGACCACGGUGAAACUCCGUCUCUACUAAAAAUACAAAAAAUUAGCCAGGCGUGGUGGCGGGCACCUGUAGUCCCAGCUACUCAGAGAGGCUGAGGCAGGAGAAUGGCGUGAACCCGGGAGGCGGAGCUUGCAGUGAGCCGAGAUUGUGCCACUGCACUCCAGCCUGGGUGACAGAGCGAGACUCUGUCUCAAAAAAAAAAAAAAAAAAAAGAAUUAAAGCCAACUUCAGGCAAAACAUUUCCAAAAACAUAAGACAAAAAAAAAGAAAAAGGAGAAAAAAUAUGCCAGACUUUUGAAGACAUUUAUUAAAAUCAUAAAUUGAUGGUAUCCUCUUUCCCAUCUUUUGAUGAGUAAAAUAUUAAAGUACUCCAAAAAUUAUCUACAAAUUUCGUAUUUGAGGGUUCAUUUGUUGUAAACUCAGUGGUUCUUGAUGAGGGGAAGUUUAAAGUGUGUUUAUGGAGAUUAGGCAAGGUGUUGAAUCAAUCAUUUCCCCUCUUCUGGUGAAAUCUAAUCAAGAACCCUAAUGGCUAUCCCAAACGCCAAGAAAUGUACAACCUUUUCAAAAUGAGUGUGAUUUUUCAGAGAUUCAAUAUAAAGAGGUACAAGGAGCCAAGCUCAUUCUACUCUGGGACACACAGAGUGGCUUUGGAACUGGCUGUGAAAUUGUCUGAAAGCUACUACCACUAUAUGGCGAGGCCCUGAUCCCUGAUCAGACUUUAUAUUAUUACUUCUACAGCAAGUAUCAGUGAGACCAUAAGUAUAUUUCUAGGGUGAGAACACAGCUAACAGAGGAGGAGUUCCUGCUACUUUUCCAAUCCCAAACAGACUGCCCUACGUUUAAUUUUUCAACAAACUGAGCUUGUUUCUAUGAAAUGAUGUCAUUUGCUUAAUUAGUAAAAAUGUUUUUACUCUUAUUUUGUUAUCUUGUCUUCCUACAUACUUGUGAACUACAGUGAAGCUUAAUUUUGCUUGUAUCAUUUAUGUAUUCAUUAGUUGUUCCUAUGUAUUCUAAGAACUCAGAAAAUAGUUUUCAGAUAUCUUGCAAUUUUAUACUUCUUGUAUAUCCUAAAUUUUAUUGAGAAUAUUUUAUUCCAUAUAUUGUGCAUAAAUGUAUUACCUUCAAUUCUAAAGGUGGCACAUAAAUAUAUGCACAAGACAAAAUAUUCUAUAACAUACAACUUAGGUAAUAUGUUGAAUAAUUUGAGGGUAAUAUUGUGUUUUAGAGUAUACUAAAUGCCUCUUUAGCAUUUUUGGGUGAAAUCUGAUCAAAUUUCACAAUGUUCAAUAAAUAAAUAUUGCUUAUUAUUUAGAAAUUAUUUUGCAGUGCUGGCUUGUGAUUGAGAUUUUUCAAAAUACUUUAAAGGAGAAAAUUAUGACAUCAAAAUGAAAUAAUGAGAGUAAAAUCUCAGUGAAAUACCGAUUCCUAAACCAAUCACUUUUUUUCUUUUGUACUAAAUCAAUCUUUCCUAAACCAAUCACAAUGAGCAUUAAGAAUGGUUUUCAGAGUAUUCAGGACGCAUUGUCUAGUGGUAUAAAUUGGUCCUAACUUCAUACUCUUAAACCUCAAGCUUUUUGGAGUAAAGUCAAAACUCAACAAAAUUGAGGUUUCUUUUCUUCUUUUCUUUCUUUUCUUUUCUUUUCUCCUUCCUUCCUUCCUUCCUUCCUUCCUUCCUUCCUUCCUUCCUUCCUUCUUUUUCUUUCUUUUUGUGACAGGUAUUGUUUUAUUGCCCAGGCUGAAGAGCAGUGGCUCAAUCUCAGCUGACUGCAAACUCAGGGUUCAAGCAAUUCUUCUGCCCAGUCCCCUGAGUGACUGGGAUUACAGGCAUGUGCCACUACUCCUGGCUGAUUUUUGUAUUUUUAGUAGAGAUGGGGUUUCCCCAUAUUGGCCAGGCUGGUCUCCAACCUGGUCUACCGGACAUGGCAUCCCAAAGUGCUGGGAUUACAGGUGUAAGCCGCCAUAUCUGGCCUCUCUGAGGUUCAUUUUUCUAUGCAAAAGAAAAGGGUAGGAUGUAGUGCCCUGUGUUAUGCAUGCAUCUGACAAUUUUACCUACAGAUCUGAGAGCUCUCUUUGUGCCUCAGGUUCUAUUUUUGUCUUAUGCAAAAUAAAGCAUAUUCUACUCUAGACCGAAGUUUAUCAUUGAGUCACAACCUGAGUCAAAUUUUGCUUUGGUCUUUGUUUCUCCAGGGCAUAAGAUUAAUAAGUUUGAAUCAUACCUUUCCUAAUUUCC
Molecule: messenger RNA, 10709 nt
Organism: Symphalangus syndactylus (siamang)
Lineage: Eukaryota; Metazoa; Chordata; Mammalia; Primates; Hylobatidae
Product: multidrug resistance-associated protein 1-like
Biological process (GO): xenobiotic transport; glutathione transmembrane transport
Cellular component (GO): basolateral plasma membrane
Molecular function (GO): glutathione transmembrane transporter activity; ABC-type xenobiotic transporter activity; ATP binding
Source: RefSeq, a predicted model, not a curated record